AUGUCGCCUGCCGUCAAACUCAACAAAGAGCCCAAUUUGGACAUUAGCUUCCAGGACUACCUGAUCCUGUCAAAGCUGGACUGGGAUCGCCUCCGCAGCAUCAUUGCCCCGACCCUGACGGUCGACUACACCAAAAUUGGCCUCAGAAGAUGGGACGACAUGGCUGCCGAGGAUUACAUGGCCAUGAUUACCCACCCUGGAUUCUUGGGCGAUCCCACCAUCAAGACCCAGCACCUGCUCGGCCAGACCUGGUGGGAGAAGAUCUCCGACACCGAGGUGAUUGGACAUCACCAACUCCGCGCUGCCCACCAGGUCUAUACCACGGAUAGCCUGGAGGAGGUCAAGCUUCGGGGCCAUUCGCAUGCUACGAAUGAGCACUACUACCGUAAGGUGGAUGGUGUGUGGAAGUUUGCCGGGCUGAAGCCUGACGUGCGAUGGAAUGAGUUGCGUUUCGACGAGGUUUUUAGGGGCCUGGAUUAA
Molecule: messenger RNA, 480 nt
Organism: Penicillium brasilianum
Lineage: Eukaryota; Fungi; Ascomycota; Eurotiomycetes; Eurotiales; Aspergillaceae
Source: the annotation of a GenBank genome assembly